Molecule: messenger RNA, 5379 nt
Organism: Zootoca vivipara (common lizard)
Lineage: Eukaryota; Metazoa; Chordata; Lepidosauria; Squamata; Lacertidae
Gene: RAB3IL1
Product: RAB3A interacting protein like 1
Biological process (GO): exocytosis
Cellular component (GO): Golgi to plasma membrane transport vesicle
Molecular function (GO): guanyl-nucleotide exchange factor activity
Source: RefSeq, a predicted model, not a curated record
GCUCGGGCGCCGCGCAGAACCCGACUGAAUGGAUUGGGGUUGUUGGGGGGCGGUCACGUGACUCGCCGGCGAGCUGAAUGUGCACGUGCAUCUUGGCGCUGUGGAAGUGGGGGGGGGGCGAGGAGGAGAGCCUCCUGAGAGGUCACGUGACCCCUCCCGCCUGCUGACUCCCCCCCUCCGCCCCGCGCUGCAGAGACGCGCCGGCGAGCAGCUGCUUGGAAGGGCUUCGCCGCCACUGCAGCAGCGGAGCUGGAAGGGAAGGAGCGCAGGCAGAGGCGGAUCGAUCGCCGUCUCCCCGAGACUUCCAUGGCUGCGCCCGCCUCCCCUUCCUCCCCCUCCUCCUCCUCGUGAGCCUCUUUCUCUCUCUCCGUUCCACGUCCUUGGAAGCGCAGCGGAGGCAGCAUGUGGAGAGGCCAGGCCCAGUUUGAGGAGACCCGGCAGCAUCUCCAAAAGCAGCCAGUGGUGGGACAAUGGAAGCCCCUUGCACCAAGCAACAGGGGCCAGGAGCUGCAGCAGCCAGAGCCUUCUGCCAAGGACUCAGCAGGUGGGGAUGAGAACCAGUCCGUGGCGCAACUCAACGUUUCCCGCUUACGCAGUUCCUCUGUGGAGAUCCGCGAGAAGGGAUCUGAAUUCCUGAAAGAAGAGCUGCAUAGAGCUCAGAAGGAGUUGAAAUUGAAGGAUGAAGAAUGCGAGAGACUUUCAAAAGUCAGAGAGCAGCUGGAGCAGGAACUGGAGGAGUUAACCGCAAGCUUGUUUGAGGAAGCCCAUAAGAUGGUGCGGGAGGCAAACACCAAACAAGCAGCAUCCGAGAAGCAGCUGAGGGAAGCCCGAGGGAAGAUUGACAUGCUGCAGGCGGAGGUGACUGCCUUGAAGACUCUGGUCAUCACGUCAACGCCUUCUUCCCCCAACCGGGAGUUGCACCCCCAGCUCCAGAGCCCCUCCAAGGCAGUCUUCAGAAAAGGGCACGGGCGGAAUAAGAGCACCAGCAGUGCAGGCGCUGCCACUGCCGCCAGCCAAGGCCUGCCUGUGGAGCCAGUCAGCAGUGAGUUCAAAGAGGUGGAUUCCAUCUUGUUUGCCGAAUUCCAGGCUUGGAAAGAGUCUCCAUCUUUAGAUAAAUCAUCUUCUUUCCUCGAAAGGAUUUACCAGGAAGAUGUUGGCCCAUGUCUGGACUUUACUAAGCAUGAGCUCUCGGAGCUGAUUCAGGCAGCUGUGGAGCAGAACACGCUCACCAUUGAACCCGUGGCUACCCAGGCGCUGCCUGUGGUGAAGGUGUCGGCCAUUGAAUGCGGCGGACCAAAUGGUUUCCGGUCCCAAAUUGUAACGAAAUGUGCUCUAAGUGGCCUGUCUCGGGCCUGUAGGCAUCGCAUCAAGCUGGGAGACUCUGGGAAUUACUACUACAUCUCCCCUUCCUGCAGGGCCAGGAUUACAGCAGUAUGCAACUUCUUCACCUAUAUCCGUUACAUCCAGCAGGGACUGGUGAGGCAGGAUGUGGAAUUGAUGUACUGGGAAAUCAUGCGUCUCAGAAAGGAAAUGUCCAUAGCUAAGCUGGGGUUCUUUCCCAGUGAGAUGUAGCUGAGGACUGGCACUCUGGAAGGGCAUCACCUUACCACUACUCCACCAGGCAGCCAGAGGGCUUGAUCCAGCACAUCUCCUGGUGCUGGCAGGAUAUAAACUGAAGUUGCCUGAUGUAAACUGAAGAGAUAAGAAGCACAGAUUUCCCCGUUGCAUUACUGUAUUUGCAAAGCUUCCUAACAGUGCUUAGCCUGAUGCGGAGUGGCCAAGGGACCAGCCCUUCUGUGGCUCAACUGAAUGAAGUUGUCUCUUGACUCCUCCCUUCCCCUGUCUCUAUGCAUCCCACAACCCUUAUAUAUCAAGUCUUUUUCAAAGUUCUGCUUCUACAGGUUCUGAGGCCAUGGCUGGCCCUUGGGCUCAUUAUCUGCUUGCUGCUCUGCAAUGCCAAUGUAGCUGGGCAUUCCCGCACAACAGAGAGAAAGAGAGAUUUGGACUCUUCCAUUCAGCUGCCAACUCCCAACCGUGACGGGGGUCAGUGCCGUACAGUGGCCUUGUUUGAUGGCCUCUACGUGUGUGUUCUUCCAGUUGUUUCCCAGGCAGCUCUCCUGCUGAGGAGCCCGCAAGAGUCGGCCGGGGGCUGAUUUCUAUUUAUAGCUCAGGGUUUGCCGUUUGGUUGUGUGACAGAUCCAAUACCUUGCUCUGUGUAGGCAUGCAUCUGUUCUAGGCCAAAACUCCGGCUGGAGCCUCGGCUGUGAUGUAAGAGUGGGGAAAUUGCAUAACAGGCAGUGGCCCACAACCACAUUGAGGUCAGCUGUGCGAGACUGCAGAUGCUUUUGCCUCCCACUCUACAGGCCAGAGAGCUCGCUGCUGCCACAUUAGUUUUCUAGGGAGCAGCUGUCCUCAGCUGACACCCUCCUCCCCACAGGCUCCUUCACUGUGCUUUGUUGCAGUCCAGUCGACACUUGUGGUAUUUUGUGCAACACAUUUCAGCUCCGCUCUAGCUUCCCAUUUGGUGCUUGCAGCUGCCUUGACAGUAUUACGGACUCUUGUAUGAAACAUUCUCUCUUUUGCUUCAUUCACAUUGGAGUUUAAGAAGGACUUCACAUCUUGAAUAUUCUGGCACAAUUUUGGGGUUUGUGCAGCUCAACCUAGCACCCUCCAGAGGUUUUGGGCUGCACCUCUCAUCAGCCCUAGAAAACACAGCCUAUGGUGAUGAAUGAUGGGAGUUGGAGUCCAACAACAGACGGGGGGACACCAUGUUCACCACCCCUCGUGUACAUCCUGCAUUUAUAUUUUUUAAAGGGGGGGGGGAGAUGGGGGUAAUACUCAGAUUCAAGUGAUACAAAUAAAUCUUGGCCCCUAAAUUGUUUUGGUACUACAAAAAGAAAAACCACACUUGAUUCUGAAUUUGUAGACCUGUUGAAUGUUGACAGAAGUGAAAAGUCUUCCUCACUUAGCUUUUGAUACAAUUUUUUUUUAAUGGGAAGGGGAGAAUGAGGUUUAUCUUUUGGAUGCUGUGCCUGAAUUCUAGAAUGGGAGCGGCUGGGGUUGUGCUCUAGCUGGAAGCGGCAUCCUCUGCCCUGAGAGCCAUUUCCUCUUAUUCCCAGGCAAAUGGGAGGCUGGUUGGUGGCUGCUCAGUAGUGAAGGGGAGGCGCUCUGCCCAUGCUGGAACGCACUCACUAUGCUAUAUUCCAGAGAUGAGCUCUGGCACCGAGAAUGGGGCUUCAGCGGUGAACCCUGGCAGCUUCCAUGGCCAGAGCCUCUCACUAUAAAUACAAUGAAGUACAUUUAAAUCAUCUUGGCCAUAGCGAGUGGUUGCAUCAUCACCUCUGGUUCCAUUAGGCAGAAACUACUGGCUGGUGCAAAAACAUUUUGAACACCCCAGUGCUGCUGGUUGCCCCUUGAUGCCUGCACCGUACGCCUGGCUUUGUGUGAUCUUGUGACUGGCAAUCCCAAUUCCACUCCCUGGAGGAGCAGCACCAAAUUUGCUUGCAUGGGAAAGAAUCACCUGCCUUUUGGUACUACAGUGGGAUUGUGUGCAAUGGAGAGCACUUUUUGGUAUCAUUGAAGUAAAUGCCUUUUCUUUUUUUCUUUUGAGUGCGGUAUCUCCUUAGUAUUACAGGUAAGUGGCUGUCCUUUUGGACCUCGAUGGCUGGAGGGGGAUUGUGGGUUCCCUGCCACUUUUGCUGCUCAGUGGCCCAGGGCUUGAUUUCAUCUUGAUCACAUGUAGCAGCACUUGCAUGCUAAGGAUUAUAGUAAAUAUAUAUAAAUAUAUAUGUGUGUGUAACUUAAAAAGCUAUUCUCCCCAAAAUUGUAUCUGGGAGAAAAUAUUAUUGGAAUUUAUGCUUACAGGAGACAACAUUGCAACAACACUUGCCUCUUCCUGCUUUAGACAAGGCUUGCCAUAAGUGAAAGGACAGUUUCUCGAGGGAUCCUCUUGGCCUUGCUCCCAGCUGUGGGGCCUUCUGCUCCUCACCUCUGCAGGGAUGGUGAAAUGCCAAGCAGGUUUACAUCCAGGAAAUCUUGAAAUGGCAGAAUUCCUAGUACCUUGACCUGCUUCCCAUUUCCUUGUCUGCGUUUGUAUUUGUGGAGGGGUUUAUCCCUUAUUUCCUACAGCUAAUUCCAUCGCAAACAUUAAAUCCUUGAUUCAGUAAGAGAGGAUUCCCAUACCGUGCUCCACAUGGCAAGCUGUGACCCUCCAGAUAUUGCUGGACUACAGCUCCCAUCAUCCUUGCCCAUUGGCCAUUCUGGCUGGAGCUAGUGGGAGCUGGAGUCUUUUACAAAUGAUCAAACCAGGCCAGCUCCUGGUUAAUGAUAGUCUACAUGCUGCUUUGCACAUUAUGGUAAGCCACAGGCUGACUUACCAUGACCACUUGAAUGUAAUGGCUCCCUGAGAAGAGUUCACACCUGCUUUGCUCCCCCCUAGACUGAUUAGGUCAACAUGUGAUAGCAAUUAAGCCAAGGUUUGGCCUCUAUGGGAUCAUGAGUAAGGUCUCAUGCCCUUAACUGCAAUCUGUAAUCGUAGGACAAAACUUGGCUUCUGAUUGUAGCUAGGUGAAGAGCCCAGUUUCUGAUGACGUGCUGAGCCAGACUCUGGCUUAGCUCUAUGCAACAGUGACCUAAAAAAAAAAAACCAGGAAGGAGCAAAGCGGCUGCACUCUCCUUCCUAAGCACCAGCACAUUCAUGUUAAGUCAUGGUUUUGCUUAGUGUGAUAGUGCCUCUCCAAGAAAGAGUUAUGCUCCAGGAGAAGCAUUCAGUCACGCAUCAUCUCCACACCUUGAUAAGCAUAAUUAUUAGUUGCCAUAUAUCUUCUUAUCAUAGAAAGCCUUCCCACACUAUCUCCCUGGUUUUGGGUGCAGCAAAUUAGGAGUGCUAUCUGGAAAUUCCUUAUAAUAAACAGACACUACUGGAAGCAGGUAGUGACAUUGGAAGCUGCCUUCUAUUGAGUCCGGCCUUUGCUCCACCUGACUCAGAGUUGUCUGAACGUUGCUUUCCUUGGUCUCCGUUUAAUAGGUCAGAUGCUGUAAGUGGGAGUCCAGUCAAUUCUAACAAUGAUGAUAAAUUUAUUGAAGAGCCUGGCUUUCUAAAUCCAUCCACCACUCACAGCUACUCUCUCCAAACUGCUGGAGGAAGCACCUGUUUUGCUUCCUGUCUCUUACAGGAAGGGGCAACUGCUGAGCUGUUCUCUUGGCUGCAUUAUUAUCUCCUUACUCACAUGUUCAUAUUUUAAUAAAAUAUACUGAUCUCUAUUUAAUAAAUAGACUGCAGUACUGACAGUGAGGCUGGUUCUUAUUGCCUUUGGGCUGUUUUAUUCCUUUUGAAGCCUGCAUGUAUUCCAGCUGCAAAAUAAACAGCACAUUUUCAAA